CAAAAAGGUAUAUAUAUAUUAGUUACAUAUUAUGAGGUGAGGUAACACCUGGUACAACAUUUAUAUGUAUGUGCUAAUUGAGGUCGUUGUGAAGAGUGAAAAUAGGAUCAUUUUGACCGGUUUUCCUUUCUUAAAAUUCACCUCAGUUUAUCAGACAUUCACACAUCACCAGAGUCUCUUUGGUUUCCCAUUUCUGUGUCUCUCUCCUCUAAUGUAAUGUUCUUCAGAGAAAGGGAAAAGAAGGGUACACAAAUUGCAUUACAUUGCAUAUAUGAACAUACAUAUAUUAUAAGAAUUAAUAAGGUAAAAAUAAUAAUACAAAAGAAAGUGUAACAUAUAAAAACAAUAAUCAAAAUGAGGGUGUUCUAUAUGUUUUCGUUACCAAUGACAAUUGGCAUGGUGAUUUUUACAUUGAGAUAUUUCUCUGGACCUGAUGUGCCGAAAUAUGUGUUAUUCACCGUUGCUUAUGCUUGGUUCUGCUCCAUCUCCAUCAUCAUCCUUGUCCCUGCUGACAUAUGGACGACGCUAAACGAUGCUGUAAAUGUAACAAUUUCCUUCUUGUGGAGUUUAUCAUAUUGGAGUACCUUCUUACUUACAUGGGCUGUGGUUCCCCUUCUUCAGGGUUAUGAAGAUGCUGGAGACUUUACAGUGAAAGCAAGAUUAAGGACAAGCUUACAUGGAAACCUUGUUUUCUAUCUGUCUCUUGGUUCUGUGGCUCUUUUUGGAUUGAUAUUACUAAUAACUCUGAAUAAAUUUUGGAGUGGUAGUGUUAGGGGUUUUGCCAUGGCUUGUUCUAACACAUUUGGACUUGUUACUGGUGCAUUUCUACUUGGAUUUGGUAUGAGUGAGAUUCCAAAAGGCAUUUGGUUAAAUGCAGAUUGGGCCAUUCAGCAAAAAUUUCUUUCCCACAAAGUUGCAAAAAUGGCUGUCAAAUUAGAUGAUGCUCAUCAAGAUUUCUCAAAUGCUAUUGUUAUCACACAGGCAACAUCAAAGCAAAUGUCCAAGCGGGAUUCUUUGAGACCCUACAUGAAUAUUAUUGACAAAAUGUUAGUUCAAAUGUUGAACGAAGACCCUUCCUUCAAACCACAGGGUGGGAGACUAGGAGAAAGUGACAUGGAUUAUGAUACAGAUGAAAAAUCAAUGGCAUCACUAAGACGUCGUCUUAGAAGAGCUCGUGAGCAGUAUUAUCGGUACAGAAGCGAAUAUACAAAAUUUGUCCUAGAAGCCCUCGAGCUGGAAGAUACCGUAAAGAACUAUGAUCGUCGUGAUUCUACAGGAUGGAGAUAUAUUUCAUGCUUGAGGCCUGAACGAAUAGGCAAAGUAGGUGCAGUUUUGGAUACAAUUGAGUUUCUAUGGCGAUGUAUAUUAAGGAAACAACUUGAGAAAUCAUUGGCUGUUAUAUUGGGCUUCAUGUCAUUUGCUAUUCUAUUAGCAGAGGCUACCAUACUACCCAGUGGAGUUGACUUGUCUCUUUUCUCUAUCCUAGUACAUGCUGCAGGACACACAGAAGUGCUUGUACAGUUAGCUGCUUUCGUCCCUUUGAUGUAUAUGUGUGUUUGUACAUAUUAUUCCUUGUUUAAAAUGGGAAUGUUCAUGUUUUACUCAUUGACACCAAGACAAACAAGCUCCGUAAGCUUGCUUAUGAUAUGCUCGAUGGUGGCAAGAUAUGCUGCACCUAUUUCAUACAACUUUCUCAAUCUCAUCAAUAUUGGCGGGGAUAGAAAAACCGUUUUUGAAAAAAAAAUGGGAAACAUUGAUGAUGCUGUUCCCUUUUUCGGGAAAGGAUUCAACAAAAUUUACCCUCUUAUCAUGGUUAUAUACACUUCACUAAUAGCAGGCAAUUUCUUUAACCGGGUCAUCAACUAUUGCGGGAAUUGGAAAAUAUUCAAGUUUAGUGAUGAUGCAGAAGAUAUGGAUGGAUUUGAUCCAUCUGGAGUAAUAAUUUUGCAGAAAGAGCGCUCUCUUCUUCAGCAAGGGCACAAAGUUGGCGAACUUGUUUUCCCUUUAGCCAGAAGUUUCAGCAUGAGUAUGGAUGUUGAGUCUGUCAACAACAGGGCCAAGGCUCUGGAUGAGAGUGUCGCAAGCGAAGAUAAAACAACUAUCAUGGUAGAGACCAAAAAUGAAGAAGCUGACAUGAGCAGAAAAAUUGGUGGCAGAAAGUAUUCAGCCUUAAGGACAAACCUGAAUGAAGAGGGGUCAAGUAAAGAUUUCACCCUAGAAAUAAAUUCUUCCUCUUUAACAAAUGAUUCUCAUCCGGACACGAGUUCAGCACCAUCUUCUGUGAUAACCUCAAAAUGGGAAUCAAUGAUGCAUGGAUUUAAAAAUUUAAAAUCUAACAUUGACUCCAAUAAAUUCCUUCCACUUAGUAAUAAUAAUACUUAUACAUCAUCUCUAAACUCAACCUCUUCAUUUGAAUCUCUUGAUGAUAUAUUUGAGAGAUUGAAACGUCCACCAUCAGAACACAAAGAUUCUGGUGGUGAAUAAUAUAAUCAUAGAGAAGACUUCAAGGAAAUGAAGUUUGCAACAUAAAUGUAUCAUCACUACACAUAAAUGUAUCAUCACUACUUCUUAUCAGUUUGCAACAUAAAUGUAUCAUCACUACUUCUUAUCAGUUUGCAGGAAUGCAAUAGGAAUAUUUCAAACAUGUAAUUGUAACUUUGUAAGCACUAAGCAGUCAAUCUGGUUCCAAAUUUUGUUUAUAGUGAACAAGAGCUGCCUCUACAACUUAUUAAGAUAAUGUCAUUUUGUCCUUGUACUAGACAUAA
Medicago truncatula (barrel medic) is the source of this 2765-nucleotide messenger RNA. Its product is annotated as LMBR1 domain-containing protein 2 homolog A. NCBI's taxonomy places the organism in Eukaryota, Viridiplantae, Streptophyta, Magnoliopsida, Fabales, Fabaceae. Gene Ontology annotation, cellular component: membrane. The transcript is spliced from 14 exons. The record is from RefSeq and is a predicted model, not a curated record. The coding region runs from base 355 to 2484 and encodes 709 amino acids.